This is a messenger RNA of Salvia splendens (bonfire salvia), 2135 nucleotides long. RefSeq lists its product as uncharacterized. The transcript is spliced from 2 exons. Bases 444 to 1763 code for a protein of 439 amino acids. NCBI's taxonomy places the organism in Eukaryota, Viridiplantae, Streptophyta, Magnoliopsida, Lamiales, Lamiaceae. The record is from RefSeq and is a predicted model, not a curated record.
GCCUUCCGCCCCAAAAAUAGCGUCCGCCCUGGGGUGGACGCUGCCUGCACUAUAGACCGGUGGGGAGACGGCGGAGUGGGGGCGGCCAUAAGGGACAUUUGCCCCUCCUCAAUAUAUGUCCUACUAUUAUUUUAUGGAGUAAUUUUUAAAAUUUUCGGAUUUUUUUUAUAAAUGCGCAACUUCAAACUUUUAAAAUUUCUUCUUAGAUUAUAUUUUUGCUCCCGUCCAAUUGAAAUCGGGCUCCGCCUUGUUCAAACCCUAGCUUCCCCACAUUCCGCUCCUCUCCCUUUCCGCUCAUGCUUCUGGAUUUUCACUUGGCGUUUUUUCGCUGAUCAAUAUUUUGAGAUUUGAUCUCUCGUUGGAUUUUGUUUUGAUUUUUUUUUGUGUGGUGGAUCCUUGAUUUGUGCGCUGUGGUUUGUGAAAUCUUUGCAUGUUAGCCGGAGAUGGCGUCUGCGUGCGUAAAUAACAUCGGAAUGUCGCCGGAGAAUUUCCUCGACUGUCCUCCGGCGGCUUUCCCGUCGUACGGCUGGCUGAGUCCGAGGAUAUCGUUCAGCCGCGAGUUUCCCGACGAGGAAGCCUCCAAAGGCGCCGCGAAUCGUUCGUCGCCUAAGCGCCUGCCGAUGGCGGACGAUGCGGAUGAGGAGAAGCUGGAGGAGCCAGAUCCGGAGGUCUCCAGCAAGGAUUUCGUCGAUUUCGAGUUCCGGCUCGAAGAUCCGGUGGCAAUGCUCCCCGCCGAUGAGCUUUUCGCCGACGGAAAACUCGUGCCGCUCCACCUCUCCUCCAUCCGCCACUCGAUGACGUCGGUUCCGGCGUUUUCCGAAGCCAGAUCUCCGGAUACGCCUAGCUACCGGCGGAGGAAUGAGAUAUCGUCGAGAGAUCCGUAUUUGUUUUCUCCCAAGGCGCCUCGGUGCUCGAGCCGGUGGAAGGAGCUUCUCGGAUUGAAGAAGCUGUACCAGAACAACAAUUUGAAGCAAGAGGAUCCGACAAUGGCGUCGUCUCUAUCGUCGAAUAACAACAGCAAAAACUCCUCCAGAGGCCUCAAGCACUUGCUUCACCGCAGCUCCAAGUCCUCAUUGAAUACAUCCAUAGAUUCAUCCUUAAAUCAACCGCUCUUAAAGGACUCUGACAACGAAUCAAUAUCCAUAUCGUCCAGGCUCUCUCUCUCAUCGUCCUCAUCUGGCCACGAGCACGACGAUCUCCCUCGACUCUCGCUCGAUUCAGAAAAGCCUAGUCGUAGUGCUCAUCAAUCCACCGCCAGCAAUCUCGCCAGAGUCCGAUUGUCCAAAUAUAAAUCGGCGGCAAUGUCAUCGGAAAACCGUACACAACCGUGUAGGUCUAGCCGCAGCCCGAUGAGAAGAGCUCCUGAAAUCAUCGUUCCAGUUCGCGGCGUUUCCGUCGACAGUCCUCGGAUGAACUCCUCCGGCAAAAUCGUGUUCCAUAGCUUGGAGAGAAGCUCGAGCAGCCCAAGCACCUUCAACGGCGGGCCUAGACACAAGCAUCGAGGAAUGGAGCGGUCGUAUUCAGCCAACGUCCGCGUCACUCCGGUCCUCAACGUGCCGGUGUGCUCCCUCCGCGGCUCGUCCAAAUCAGUCGUUUUCGGUUUUCCAUUGUUCGCGUCGCAACCGAGGAAAGAAACAGGUGGUGGUGGUGGUAGCGCUGGGAACAGAAGUCAGUAUAGUCAAGGCAAGAACCGCAGAGAGGAGUCAAGGCAAGAACCGCACAGAUCGAACUUGAGAGAGAGGAAUCAGGCAGAUCGAACUUGAGAGAGAGGAAUCAGGCUUAGAGUUUUUGUUUUUUUGGUAAUACCAAACCUUUCCCUUACUCUUUUUUUCCCUCUUUUUCCCUUCUUUGAAUAAUUUGGGAGUUUGAGGUUCAGCAUUACGUUCUCUCUGAAUGAAGUUCUCUCUGAAUGAAGGUUCGUUUCAGGUUCUUGAUUCUGGACUUUAGCGACGACAUGUGAGGUGCAGGUGCGCCUGCCUCCCACGCGCAUCAUCUUGCGACUGGGUUUUCUCUUACCUGUACGCAUUCACUGUUUCAUUAGUACUUUGCUGAGUAUUUAUUUUCCUUUUUAUCAAUUUUGCAAUUAUUGUGUUUAAUAUUUAAAUUAUUACUAAAAAAUACAUCUUCCUUGAUUA